Varanus komodoensis (Komodo dragon) is the source of this 1920-nucleotide messenger RNA. RefSeq names its product chromogranin B (gene CHGB). The record is from RefSeq and is a predicted model, not a curated record. The transcript has 4 exons. Gene Ontology annotation, cellular component: secretory granule. Bases 4 to 1920 code for a protein of 638 amino acids. Lineage: Eukaryota; Metazoa; Chordata; Lepidosauria; Squamata; Varanidae.
GAAAUGCUCACCCGGUGCAUUGUAGAAGUCCUUUUGACUGGUCUGUCGAAAGCCAGCGGUCCCGUCAAUCCACAGUGCAAGGAGCUUCUGCAGAAAAGCAACCACCAAAAGCAAGAAGAACAAAAUGCAGGCCAAAAUCUGGAACCUGACACAAAACACUUAACAGAAUCAGAGGAAUUGGGAAAAUUGUCAGAAGGGAAUGUGAGGGGAGAACAAAAUCUAAAGGAGGAAGAAUCUAAAAGGGAGGCAGGAGGAGAUGAGACAUGGCACAUGGAGGGAGGAAAACAUGGGGAAAACAGCAACCCACAAGGCCCCCAUUCUUUUGAUGAAGCUCAUAAAGAAGAAAAAGAGGAUGAUGGUGAGAAAAGAAGUGAGGAUGGUGCCUAUAAAAGAAAGGAUCCCAGUGAAGAAGGAAGCAAAGAAAAGAAACACAGAGAAGAGGCAGAACGUGACCUUAUAGAUAAAAAGUCCCAUCCCACAGCAGGAAGGGAGGCUGAAGAGGACUACAAGCAUUCUGGGGAGCAAAGGUACUUGGAGGGAGUCAUACAUAGCCAAGAAAAGGGAAAUGAAGAAAGCAAGGAAGAAGAUACUGAAGAAGAUGAAGAGGAGAGCAGUGAAAGAUAUCACCACAGUGUUCACCAAGAAUAUGAAGACUCUUCUGAGAGGGGAGAAACUGACAUAGAUAAACGAAGCCAUAAACCAAGGCAUUACUAUCGGAAACCGAGACUGGGCAGCUCCUCUGAAUACAAGAAAUAUCAUAAAGGUGAGAAAAAGGCAUCGCUCGACAGGUCGAGUGAGGAAGAAAGUGAGUUCUGGGAUAAAAGGAGCCACUACCCUAGACACUAUUAUAAGACAGGACCUCACUUUGAGGAGAAGAGAAACUCUGAUGAGAUCCAUGGCUCUGAGGCAAUGGAGGAAAAGUUAAGGAGUAAAGAGUUUCAGACCAGAUGGCCUCAUGGCAGAGAGUACAAUGAAGAGGAGGACAUGAGGCACCACGGCAGGGAGAAUGAUGAGAAAUGGCACCACUUUGAGAGAAAAAGACUCCCUGACGAGCCAGAAAGUGAGGUGAGGCACCAUUACGAGGAAAGGUCGCCUCACAGCAAAGCAAGUGAGGAAGAUUCAGGCAAGCCACAUACUUACAGUGGCAGAGAUGAGAAGAGGCCUCAGCAUGGCCAAGAGCAACAGCGUUCUCAGCUGGAGGAGAUGCUGAAGGCACAGGAUAUAGAGAAGGAGGGAGGGGAGCAGAGGCUCUACAGCCAUGAAGAAGUUCCUCAGGAAGACAAAAGGCGCAAUGCUUAUGGUGGUGAGGAAGAGCUGGAAAAGAGGCGCCACGUUGAGAGAGAGAAGCAUGUUGGCAAUAAAAGGACACUGCUGAUGGAGGAAGGCUAUCCAAGAAGACACUACCUUGUAGAAAACGUGAAAAGAGCAGUUGCCCCCUACAUUCCAUACUACCAACAGCUCCGGUGGAAGAGCAGAAACACUGAGAAGAAGGACGAGGCCACUGAUCCAUUUCUGGAAGGCGAAGAAGAGCCCAGUUCCCGCCUGAAAGAGAGAGAUUUCUUUCCUGAGUAUAGCGACUAUGACAUGUGGGAGAAGAAGCCGCUUAUGGAUGGCCUGCAUCACAAGCAUAAUGAGAACAACCAUCUUGAGAGGAGCCACCAACUGGAUGUGAAAAGGCAAUAUAACCGGAUGGAUGAACUGGCUCACCUUCUGAGCUACCGUAAGAAAUCGGCUGAAUUUCCAGAACCGUACAGCUCCAACGAAGAAGUGAAAAGGGGCCACAUCGUAAGGAGUGACGAGGCUAAGCUCAGCCAGAGGCCUCUGACACAGGAAGAGGAGAAAGAACUGGAAAAUCUGGCUGCCAUGGAUUUGGAACUGCAGAAGAUUGCCGAGAAAUUCAAUAAUAAUCACAGAGGAUGA